AAACGGUGACCGUUGAAUGUCACUAUGUUUACAUACAAUGAAAACAACAGCUAUGAAAUCUGGCCUAGUUAGAGGAGAUAUCGUGCCAUGAGACAUGCAUAACGCCUCGUGAUAAGCGUCUUGGUUUCAGGACGAAUUUCGUGUGUGUGCACGGUGAACAAACGCGCUGCUGCAAGCAGUGCCAUGGACGGGUUACAGUCUCCAGAGAGCUGUCAGGCAUCAUGCCGGCGACACGAACAGGUGCCAGGGUUGCCGGGCCAUUUUAACGACGUGAUUGUUUGUGGCGACAUGUCUACAGCAAAGAAACAUGUCAUCUUCUUCGGAGGCGAUGUUCAGGACUAUCCUGAGAGAAUGUCAAGCCAUCGGGAUAACAAGAGAUAUCUUCAAUGGAACUUGGAAAGCACAGCACAAAUUCUCCUGAAAAGGUUUCAAGACAGUGCAGUUUUUGUCAUUAAACCUUGCAGUAUGCAUCUCAACACAUUCAGCGUCUAUUCCAACUUUGUAGAAACAAAUGCCUUUGGCAGUCCAUCCCAUAGUCAUUCCCCACAGGCUUGGAUCCAUUUGAAACCUUUGUAUUGUAAUGUAGUGAGUAAAGAACUAGUGAAACAGUCCGAUUCAUCUGGGAAGGACACGAGUGAUACACAGGUGCCAUUGACACUAAUAGGAUUCAGCAAAGGCUGCGUAGUUCUCAAUCAGAUGCUCUAUAGCCUGUCAUCGGCUGAAGGAUACCCCAAAAUAAAGGAUUUCAUUAAUCAGAUCGAAGAAUUCUAUUGGUUGGAUGGAGGCCAUAGUGGCCAUGGUAAUACAUGGAUUUCUGACACAGAGAGUCUGCAGAAUCUGAGCGAACUGAAGAUCUAAGAUACAUGUCCAUGUGACUGGCAUUACCAGGUUCGAGACCAGAUGAGGGCAUGGGUAGGGAAAGAAGAAAAAAAGUUUGUGAGCAAGUUGAAGAAAUUUGGUGCUGACAUAACAGAAACUCUUCACUUCGAAGAUUUACCUGCAUCAAUAGAAAACCAUUUUGGGGUGCUCAAAGAAUUUUGAUAAUCAGCAUAUUCAGAGGCAGUUUGUGAUACAGCAUAUUGGAAAUGUUAUGACUUUAAUUACAUCAUCAGUCAGUACAACAAGCAGUUUUGUCCGCUAGUCUGAACCCGGUUGUGUGGAGGUAUUUACUGUAGAAAUUAGUAAUGGCAUAUGUAGACUAUUAGAACUUAGCUUACCGUGCUUUAUACCCCAAAAUUAAUUUUACUAGACUUGUAAUUUAGACCGAUGGCUAUAAGUGAAAAAAUGUAUCAAUGAUAGCCACUGUUGAACAUUGGAGCCUAAGUAGGCUUGGGGACAUGAGUGGCGGAGAUGUCCAAGAUGCUACUGUGCAGAUUUGUGUCCCUUGGACACACCAGGAUCCUGUAAAUGUUUAUGUAAACCCUGUUUCUUUGAAUAAUGUUUCUAGGUUUGUCAGCACCAUAUCCAUGCUUGUGUAUUUCACCAAAGUGGUCAACCUGCAUCACUUUAGGCUCUCCGCCCAUAUUAAGCAGUACACCAAGGAGAGAAGACUGUUGUGUGUAGAGUUUCCAUAAAAGGCAGACCCAAUGGAGAAACUCAAUAACAAAUUGACAAAAAAUUGACUCAAAGGGAGUAUUGUGUGUGGAGUUUCUACAAAUGCAGUUUUUUUUGUUUUGGAUGACAUGGUAUAUGGAAUUUGAAAACAGGAUCAGUAGUUAAAUAUAUUAACAUU
Molecule: messenger RNA, 1732 nt
Organism: Haliotis rubra (blacklip abalone)
Lineage: Eukaryota; Metazoa; Mollusca; Gastropoda; Lepetellida; Haliotidae
Product: mitochondrial protein C2orf69 homolog
Cellular component (GO): mitochondrion
Source: RefSeq, a predicted model, not a curated record